GAGUAGAGCGAGGGAAGACGAUCAGACGACAAGAAGCCAGCCGCACUGCGUCACCUUUAUUAUCAGGAGGUGCGCACACGUGCAAUCUUUGGCUGGCGGGUUUAAACGUUUUGCGUAUAGACAAGACCACCUUUGUCCUAUGCAGCACGGUGAAGAAGACAGACGAUAUUCCACGGUUCUACCGUUCUACCGGGUCGAAUUCGUUUACCGAUUUAUAUCGACGGCCGGUUUUGUUUUUAAUGCGAAUGCGAUGCGAUGCGAUGCUUGCGAUGCCCGUGCUAAUGGUAAUGCGACGGGGUUCCAGGCGUUGUUCCCUUUACCAUCUGAUUUUCGUUCACUCUUCUAGGGAUACUUUUUCAUCGACAUCUAUCUACUGUUGCUUUUUGUAUCUAUAUGCGAAAAAUGGAUAUCUAGCUCGAAAACUUGGGCGAUUCCAGCCAAGGGUAUAUUUAACCAUUAUUUAUCUACUAAUAUACAUACCAUCAUCUACACAAGACAAGUCUUUCAGCUACAUUGCGCAUCUUGAAAUGUCCCGAUCGUUCCGAGGUUUUCCGCGUGACGCAACAUGUCUGGUUCCGACCAUCCGCGCAACCAACAACCAUCAUCACCCAUUCGUUUCCCUUCGCACAAACAAAUUUUCAGAAUGUCUUAUCUCGAUGCAUCAUCAAUAUUGCUAUUAGUCUAGCUUCACGCACCAUGCCCUACACACCACACGACACACAUCUCCGCGUACCAUCCUCUCCCCCAACCUCGUCUCCGAAACACCACACGAACAGAUAUAGUUAACAUAUUUCCCCUCUUAAUCAAGUCCCGCACGUCGAAGG
Molecule: messenger RNA, 824 nt
Organism: Aaosphaeria arxii CBS 175.79
Lineage: Eukaryota; Fungi; Ascomycota; Dothideomycetes; Pleosporales
Exons: 1
Coding region: 240-680 (146 amino acids)
Source: RefSeq, a predicted model, not a curated record